GUAGGAAUGAGUUUCCGUACCAAGCUCGCGCUAUGUUCGCAAUUGUGAACUAUACGCUCGAUAGGCACAACUUGGUGUUCCGUGACAUGAUUUUGUUUUGGACGAUAUACGGGCGCUUUCCUUACUUCGUUCCUAGUCCAUAGCAACUGCAGCAUUCAUGUGAUGUUCUUCAGCGCUGCCAGUAAUUUUAUCCUAGCGUAGAUAGUUUUAAAACUAAGUGGUAUGCUUGUCGCAAAUGACCUGACGUUCCAGCUCUGACCAGGAAUUCCUGUUCGGGACGAUUCAGCUGAACCGAAGUUGCUUAUUUCGGCCCACGUGUAUUCUUAAUUAGUUUGAGGACUUUGAAAUUAUUUAACAUUUGCAGAACAUUCCACGCGUUCGAGGAUAUCUGAAGACACAUGUCGUACUUUCAACAAAAGAAGCCAAAUAUGCGGCCUGAAGGAGAGCGCCGCUUUCUGGACAAUGACUACGACGUGUUCAUGGACACUCCAGAGAUGCUUGGGGCAAGCUUGCCAAUGCUUGGCUCCGGAGGGAAUUUUGAGGCCAUGAUCCAGAGCAACAUGCCUCAACUGCCAGCGGACGUUGUGAUGUACGGCGAUGACGAUAAGGUUGCUGCCCUGCUCGGCAACAUUGACGAGGUUCUCGAGACCUUCAUUCCUAUCCCAGACAUGCACAAGCCGCCUCCACCGCCACCGCUGUUUGCUGGCGCCGGGUCCCUGCUCAUGGGCUCUCCUCCUCCAGCGCCCCCGUCGCCGCUUGAGCCCUCGUCCCUCCUGCCAACAAACGCCCUGGCUUUUAAGGGGCCUGCAGCCGCAUCGCUGCCUGACCAUGGGCAACAAGGGCAACAGCAGCGCGGCCUGUCAAGGAUGGGGAACAGCGUGCAGCCAGCACACCCACCACAGUCGCUGCAACAGCAGCUGCUGCAACACCGUUCGCAGCCGCCUCAGCAGCCGCCAAGGCAGCAGCAGCAGCUCCUGCAGCCGCAGCCCAACAGCGGUCCUGCACCUGCUGCUUCCGCCGCAACCAUGGUGGCUAGUCCGCAGAUGCAGACGUUUGCUGCUGCGCCCGGAAGCUGGGUUCCCAUGGGACAGCUGUCUCAGACUCCGACAUGGCCUUCUAUGUACGACCAGGGUCAUGCCCUUCCGCGGAUCAAAGUAGUCGGGCCUCAAAUGCAACCGUCCGGCUACGCUCCAAAUCCGUUACCCUCCAACGGCCAUGCUAUGGGUGCUUCGCAUGCACCGAUGAUGCCUGGAACCCCAUGGGGUGCCACAUCCAGGGAAUCUGGACAUCUCUGCAUGUCCCUGCCGAACACCUGGCAGCGUAUGUCACUGCCGGCUGACGCAACCGCGGCGGCCGCAGCUGCCGUGAAUGGCCUCAUCGACGCAGGACCGACCGCUGACCCAUGGGUCACCUUUGCUACUGACUCUCACUGCAUCUCUGUGCCCACGGCGGCCCCUUGCAGCCAGCUGGCUGCUCCGAUGCAGGGAAACAACACCUACGGUGAGAGCAGUUCAGUUGCUGUGGCGGCUGAGGCUGCGGCCCGAGGCAGGGGCAGGGGCUAUGGCUCAUCAACAACAAUCCCUGCCCCUGCGGCCAAGGCUAUACGCACCUCCAAGGAUGAACAGGCCGCCCAGCCAGACGGCGAGGAAUGGAGCUGGCCUAUCGAGCUCGACGCCCAUCCCAACACCACAGGAGCCGCAGCUGCGGCCAAGGCGGCAAGCCCGGCGGUCAGCCCUUGUCAGCAGCCCCGACCUGAGGGAACGGCUGCAGGCGCUGCAGGCGGUGCCGUAGCUGCUGCGUCAACACCUACGCGAGGCGCUAGCGAUGGUGAUGGGGACAAGUUCUGGUCGCCUUUCCGCGUGGGCCUGAGUCAAGCUGACACCUCAAGCCCGGCACCCGCACCCGCAGCAACGGGGCCUGCCAUGGGGUUCCCUUGCGGACCUCCUAAGCACGCUGCUGCUGCUUCCGCUCCCGCUGCUGGUGCUGCUGCUACGCUCGUGGCGGCAUGCCCUGUCGUCUCGCGGCCUCUGCUGCCGCUGCCUCACUUUGCUUCAGACCGGCGCUUUGUUGCGGCGGGGCCGCCGUCGCACAUUUGGACUCCACAUGCAGAAGACGACGUCAGCCAAAGGCUUGUGAGCAGCGGCAUCAUUGGAGGCGCUGGUGGUGGUGAUGGGGGUGUUCUGGCCUUGGACGUCAAUGACGGUCCGGCAAUGCCCGCGGCUUCCAACAAUGACAGCCAGCUCGGUAUGCGCGACAGUGAGAUAUCAGAGAUGCGGGAUCUUGCCCAGAUGCUGUGCGCCCAUGUGCCCGAACAUCACGGCACGUUCGACGAUGUUUUGGUGCCUCCCUCGCCCCCGCCACUUGCGCGUUCACCGUCGCCGGUCUCGCGACCACAGCGGCAGCAAGAGCGGCAUAAGGAAGAACAGCCGCCGCAGCAGCAACAACAAGAGCAACUGCAGCUUCAGGCCAACACCAACACCAACAACGGCAACGGCAACGAGAACAAUAACCAGGCUUCGGAGCACAUGACCGGCAUCUACUGCCUGAGCCCUAAUUUGACUCCCUCACCCGUUGUUGCAAGCCGCGAUGACAGCGGUGCUGCGCCGCGCUUUUCGGCCGUGCCGUUGACUGGUCACAAGGGCCGCCUGGGGCCCGGAAGCGGCAGCAGCGGUUCAGAGGUGGCGGCGGUUAGCGGCGCCAGUGGAAACGGCGGCGGCGGCGGUCGUACGACACCCGCAGAGGAGCUCAGCGGUGGCAGCGGAAUCGAUACCUCCACGACCUCCAAGCCCUCUUCCGGCCUGCCAACCAGAGCCUCCUCCCUUCCCGACGCCCUACGAAGGCAGCAGAGCACCACCACCAGCCGCCCCAGGGCCGCACAGCCGCCAUGGCAGCAGCAGCCCAGCCGCCUGCAUGACGGACCUGACCCACGGGUCGGCAGCGACGAUGACAGCGGCGACGGAGGGGAGGAAGUCGUAGGCCGAAUGAGUGCUGCUAACCGCUGGCGCUUGCACACGCGUGGCGGCGGUCGUGGUGGACGCGUCGCCGCCAAGGCCCGGGCAGCUGCUAGGGCAGCCGUGAAAUGGCCCGAGAACCCCGCGACAGAAGCAGCAGCAGCGCCCGCGGCACCAGCGGAUGGAGCGGCAGCAGUUGCGGCAGCGGAUGGAGCGGUCGUCGCGGGUGCUGAGGAUCGCGCAGGAGAGGGCGGCGAGGGUGCGGCACAGGAGGACAAGGGCGGAGAGACUCGGCCGCCAGCUCGGUGCUAUCGGCGGGCUGCCAUCGGCCUCACGCAGAAGUCUCUGAGCCAGCACUACCACCGACCAAUUAAGGAGGUUGCCCGAGAGAUGGGUCUGAGCCUGUCGUGCUUCAAGAAGGAGUGCCGGCGUCUUGGUGUGCCUCGCUGGCCCGCUCGCAAGCUCAACUGCCUCACGAAGAUGCGAGCGACCGUGUUGGCGGAGACCAAACCCUCACAAAAAGACAAGCAGGGCCUUCUGGAGCUAAUGCAGCAGAACAUCGACGACAUCAUCCACAACCCGGAGGCCCCAAUGUACGUACAGUUUACACGGUUACGUCACGAGCAGUACAAGAUGCGAUCUGGUAUCCGUCGGGGCGGCGGCGGCGGCUCCGGGAGGGGUCGGGUGAGCGGCGGGCGCCGCCGGCAUAGCGGUGAUGACCCCAGCAGCAGCGAUGGUGACAGUGCUACCGAGAGCGACGAGUAGGAGGGUUGCGACGUGCGGGGAUGGAUGGUCCUGGAGGGGCAUGCGGCCACAUAACGAUUGAAUACUACUAGGUGAAUUGGUGAGGAAUGUUGGGAGGGUUCGGCUGGAUUGGCCUGUCGUCGACUGUAGAACGCUGUGAGCUGAUUUAUGAAGGAUUGAAGGAAGCGGUGCGGUAUAAUGUAUGGUGGUGUAUUUAUCCGCUUAUGCAGUCAUCCCGCUGAUUUAUGCAGCAUGCAGGUUUUCGGAGGAACGUCUGUGCAAGUCGUUUUUGCAUGUCACUCUCGUGUGCCACUACCGUGCUUUACCGCCUGCGGGUUUCCAGGGCUUUGUUUUCGGGACAUCAUGAUGCACGACGGCUUUGUAUUUUCAGCCCAUUCUUCAUCACAGCGUGCGUCAGUAACAUUGUAGGUCGCGUGCACCAGGAGGGGCCCCCUCUUCGGCCGCGCAUACGCGGGCCUUGCGAACUGCUUUCGCUAAAAGUUGAACAAGUUGAUUACGUCCGGCAUAAGAAGUUCAUGCGUUUAGUUUAGAGAUGUCCCAUCUACUCAAUGGGAUUGCCACACUUUGCUCGGGACGGAGGUGCUAGUCAUAUCUAGCUUGCAUCAAUUGCAGACCCAGAGCAUACGACUGGUUUUGUCUCAAGAUAUGAAGUUAUGGUUGCCUGUUUGGGGCACUUUCGUGACUGAGCGGCGAUGGGCUAGGCGAGGAACUCGAAAGAGAUGGGGAGCAUGAGGGAUGACAUGUUAUGCGAUGUUUUACUGUCCUCAUGCCCAUGCAUGAUGCCCCUUUUUGUAGGAACGGGCGCGUAUACGAUUUCGGAUUGAACGGUGAUAUGGUGUUCACGAUACUAUGCACGCGUCCGGUCACCCCUUGCUGAUCAACUUGGGUUGUAGGAUGCCACUUGAUGCGGACGUUAUGUUGUUGUAGUAUUAUACUUUACGAUUACGGUGUCAACGUGUCAUGUUGUUGCUGCAAAACACCUGCUUUUCAACCUGUGUAGGUGCGCGCAGGGCUUCAGCACACGCCUUCUCGUGUCUUCCCCUCACACAUAUGAACGUUCUGAGUGUUUUGAACGUUCCAUGGGCAUACAGC
This is a messenger RNA of Astrephomene gubernaculifera, 4808 nucleotides long. The record is from the annotation of a GenBank genome assembly. NCBI's taxonomy places the organism in Eukaryota, Viridiplantae, Chlorophyta, Chlorophyceae, Chlamydomonadales, Astrephomenaceae.